Messenger RNA from Trichomycterus rosablanca, 1329 nucleotides. RefSeq names its product radical S-adenosyl methionine domain containing 2 (gene rsad2). The record is from RefSeq and is a predicted model, not a curated record. Gene Ontology annotation, biological process: defense response to virus; positive regulation of immune response. The transcript is spliced from 7 exons. Gene Ontology annotation, molecular function: catalytic activity; 4 iron, 4 sulfur cluster binding. Gene Ontology annotation, cellular component: lipid droplet; endoplasmic reticulum membrane; endoplasmic reticulum. Bases 74 to 1120 code for a protein of 348 amino acids. NCBI's taxonomy places the organism in Eukaryota, Metazoa, Chordata, Actinopteri, Siluriformes, Trichomycteridae.
AGUUCGGAGCAACUCCAGAAUUAGCAACUUAAUCAUAUAAGUAACAAGUAAAUUACAAGUGGCAGUAGUGACGAUGUUGCUGCAGGUGUGUAUCAGUAAUGUACACUGUUUGCUCUCCUUGCUGGUGGAGUGGAUCUGGUUGGUGUUGAUGAGAGGCAGUAGUAGUACGCAGGUGAAGACUAAUUCUAAGCGCUCUAAAUUCAGCGGCUCUACACAAACUGACGCAGCUGCAAAUUCGACUCCAACUCCGAGCAGUGUGAAUUACCACUUCACUCGCCAGUGCAAUUACAAAUGCGGCUUUUGUUUUCACACUGCAAGGACGUCGUUUGUUUUACCAAUAGAGGAGGCGAAGAAAGGCCUGCAGCUUCUGAAAGAUGCAGGGAUGGAGAAAAUCAACUUUUCGGGAGGAGAGCCUUUUCUGCAUCAGAAGGGUGUAUUUCUGGGAGAGCUGGUGAGAUACUGCAAGCAGGAGCUCAAGUUACCGAGUGUCAGUAUCGUCAGCAAUGGAAGUAUGAUCAGAGAAAGCUGGUUCAGAAGCUACGGUGAAUAUUUGGACAUUCUAGCAAUAUCUUGUGAUAGUUUUGAUGAGGAGACCAACAGAGCAAUUGGUCGAACCCAAGGCAAAAAGAGCCACUUGGAAAACUUAAACAAAGUGCGAAACUGGUGCAGAGAGUACAAAGUGGCAUUCAAAAUUAACUCUGUCAUUAACUCCUUUAAUGUUGAUGAAGACAUGACUGACCACAUCACUGCCCUUAACCCUGUGCGCUGGAAGGUAUUCCAGUGUCUUCUGAUUGAGGGUGAGAACAAAGGGGAAAAGAGUCUUCGGAAUGCAGAAACAUUUCUCAUCACUGAUCAGGAGUUUCUGGAUUUCUUGGACCGACACCAAAGCAUCGACUGCCUGGUCCCUGAGUCAAAUCAAAAGAUGAAAGACUCCUACCUGAUUCUGGAUGAAUAUAUGCGUUUUCUGGAUUGUCGUGAAGGGAGAAAAGACCCAUCAAAGUCCAUUCUGGAUGUUGGUGUAGAUGAAGCCAUUAAGUUCAGUGGUUUUGAUGAGAAAAUGUUUUUUAAAAGAGGGGGCAAAUAUGUGUGGAGCAAAGCAGAUAUGAAGCUUGACUGGUGACCUCAACAUUAUCAGCAUGUCCUGUUAACAGUUUGCUUUAAAAGUCAUUUUUAAUGCAUUUUAAAUGUAUCCUUGUAUUUAAUGCAUUUUAUUUUAAUAUAGUUCUGCUCUAAGAGGUUAUUAUUUUUGUAAUUGAAAUGUGUUUUUUUAUUAGUAGUGAAUAACAGCAACAAUAUUUUGUAAAUAUAUUCUUAAAGUGUUUUAAAUAA